AUGUUGGACCUCUCCGUUGUUUCCUCCCCGCCUGCAAUACUUCCCCGUCUCCGCACCUGCAGGUGUAACUGUGGCUGCGCGGUCCCCAGGAAACCUGCGGGGCGCCGGCUGGUAUUGCGAAGGUUACGGCAGCACGCGGAGGAAGCCCGGGAGAACUGCACGCGGACCAGAGACCUCAGAGAGUCUUUAAAAUACGGCUGGCAAAGCCCUGGAGGAGAGGAGCCUUUCUGGCGCGCCCAGCGCGCGCUCAGGCACUCCGGGGAGGAUCCGGGAACAGCGCGGCUCCAGGCAGGUCUCACGGCCAGGUGUCCUCCUGGCUCCCAGGUUCACGUGCACUGGGGGAGGAGGGGCGGAGGAAGAGGACAGAGUGAAUCAGCGAGCGCCGGGUACCUAGCAGGGACCGCGGGCGGCGCCCGGUACGCCUCCGGCCUCGCGCCGCCGCCCGGGAGCGCGACUUCCUCCUUUGGGGGCCGGCGCGCGGGACAAGCGGCCGGCCGCGGCCUGCUGGCCCUGCUGCUGGUGGUGUCCGCCCCGCUCGGGCUGCAGGCGGAGGAGCCGGGUGACGGCUGUGGGCACAUAGUGACCUAUCAGGACAGUGGCACAGUGACAUCUAAGAACUAUCCAGGCACUUACCCCAAUCACACAGUUUGUGAGAAGACUAUCACUGUACCGAAGGGGAAGAGAUUGAUUCUGAGGUUGGGAGAUCUGGAUAUUGAAUCCCAGACCUGUGCUUCUGACUACCUUCUCUUCACCAGCUCUUCUGAUCAGUAUGGUCCCUAUUGUGGAAGUAUGACUGUCCCCAAAGAACUCUUGCUGAACACAAGUGAAGUAACUGUUCGCUUUGAGAGUGGAUCCCACAUUUCGGGGCGGGGUUUUUUGCUGACCUACGCCAGCAGCGACCAUCCAGACAUUGCCAAACGUCUCCCGAUGGGCAAAAUUCACCCCCAGUUGAGAACCACUGGUCUAGAGAUCAUUGUCAACAACAACACUAGUGACAACUAUCACUCCUUAGAGUGCUUUCUUAGUGACAGCAAAUUCUGCCCAGCUGGUUGUAGAGACAUAGCAGGAGACAUUUCUGGGAAUGUGGUGGAUGGAUAUAGAGAUACCUCUUUAUUGUGCAAAGCUGCCAUCCAUGCAGGAAUAAUUGCAGAUGAACUGGGUGGGCAGAUCAGCGUGCUUCAGCGCAAAGGGAUAAGUCGAUAUGAAGGAAUCCUGGCCAAUGGUGUGCUCUCAAGGGAUGGUUCCCUGUCAGACAAGCGAUUUCUGUUUACCUCCAAUGGUUGCAGCAGAUCCUUGAAUUUGGAACCUGACAGGCAAAUCAGAGCUUCUUCUUCUUGGCAGUGGGUCAAUGAGACUGGAGAACAAGUUCAUUGGUCUCCUGGCCAAGCCCGACUUCAGGACCAAGGCCCAUCAUGGGCUUCGGGGGACAGCAGCAAGAACCACAGGCAACGAGAGUGGCUGGAGAUCGAUUUGGGAGAGAAAAAGAAAAUAACAGGAAUUAAGACCACUGGAUCCACACAAUCAAAUUUCAACUUUUAUGUUAAGAGUUUUGUGAUGAGCUUCAAAAACAACAACUCCAAGUGGAGAACCUAUAAAGGAAUUGUGAAUAAUGGAGAAAAGGUGUUUCAGGGCAACUCUAAUUUUCGAGAUCCAGUGCGGAAUAAUUUCAUCCCUCCCAUUGUGGCCAGAUAUGUGCGGGUUGUCCCCCAGACGUGGCACCAGAGGAUAGCCUUGAAAGUGGAGCUCAUUGGUUGUCAGAUUACACAAGGUAACGAUUCUUUGGUGUGGCGCAAAACAAGUCCAAAUACUGUUGGUUCAACUAAAAGAGAAGAUGAGAUAAUCACAAACGCUGUCCCCUCCGAAGAAAUGCCCAAAGGAAUAAACAUCACAACCAUCGCUCUUCCGCUGGUGCUCCUUGCCCUGCUGGUUGCUGGAAUGGGACUCUUUGCAGCCCUUAGAAAGAGGAAGAAGAAAGGAAAUCCUUAUGGAUCAGCUAAGGCUCAGAAAACAGACUGCUGGAAGCAGAUUAAAUAUCCCUUUGCCAGACAUCAGUCAGCUGAGUUUACCAUCAGCUACGAUAAUGAAAAGGAGAUGACACAGAAGUUAGAUCUCAUCACAAGUGACAUGGCAGAUUACCAGCAGCCUCUCAUGAUCGGCACCGAGACAGUCACGAGGAAGGGCUCCACCUUCCGGCCGAUGGACACCGAGGCGGACGAGGCGGGGCCGAGCGCCGAGGCGGGCAGCCACUACGACCGCCCCCUGCCGGGCCGCCACGAGUACGCGCUGCCCUUGGCGCACGCCGAGCCCGAGUACGCCACGCCCAUCGUGGAGCGGCACCUGGCCCGCGCGCACACCUUCUCGGCGCACGGCGGCUACCGCGUCCCGGGGCCCAGGCCGGCGCACAAACAUUCCCUGUCUUCUGGCAGCUUCUCCCCGGCAGGCGGGGCCGGCGCCGCGAGCGCGGGCUACCGGAUGCCGCAGAGCCCCGCGCCCCCGGACCCGGGCUACGAUGAGCCCAAGGCCGGCGGCUGCGUGACCGCGGAGCGCGCCGAGCCCGACUAUCAGAAGCCGCAGCCGCGUCCCGCGACCAGCGACGCUUACUCCGCGCCCCGAGACUGCCUCAGACCCCUCCACCAGACGGCCAUGACUGCCCUUCUGUGAACACAAUGUGAAAGAAGCCUGCUGUGGUACUGAGCGUCGCGCUGUGUGGCACUGGAAGCGGGGAGAUGGGUUCAAGUGUGUGUGCGUGUGUGCGUGCGUGCAAUUGAAUCGGAUCCUGCGGUGGAGUCCCUGAGACCACCUCUCCUACUGUUUACAACGUUGUGCAGCUGGUUUUGUUCUGACCCUUAGGGCAAGAGUCCCUUGG
Ceratotherium simum simum (southern white rhinoceros) is the source of this 2866-nucleotide messenger RNA. NCBI's taxonomy places the organism in Eukaryota, Metazoa, Chordata, Mammalia, Perissodactyla, Rhinocerotidae. The record is from RefSeq and is a predicted model, not a curated record.